Molecule: messenger RNA, 378 nt
Organism: Amoebophrya sp. A120
Lineage: Eukaryota; Dinophyceae; Syndiniales; Amoebophryaceae
Source: the annotation of a GenBank genome assembly
GGUACAAUAGUUGAAGUCAGAGUGUUGAUGAUGUUCAUAAUGCGUCGAUGUUUAUAAAAUUUAUUGCUCUACUGCAUGUUCUACUUUGUAAAAACGUAAACGCCGGUCGAGAAUUAGUCCGCAGCGGUACACCGAGGUUAGAAGUUGCGUGUGCAAUUGCAUCCAUCAUUACAGCAUUGUUCCAUGCGUGAGCGAUGGAACAAACAACAUCAGCUCCCGAUUUCCAAAGUUCGCGCUGCUGAAUAUGAAGGGAAUAUCUUCGGAGGAUCGGUCGCCAAGCCGACGGAUCAGGGGAACGGUAAGAACGUGCAACCGGUCGUAACUGCGAAGGCUGAAGAAGGCAAAACCCGGAUCGUCAAUUUUUUAGGACGGGAAGUG